AGUUCCUUACUAACUUGCGUCUAACUUAUGUUGCCCGCGGGCAUAUACACGUUACAUUGGCGCAUACUGCAAGACACCAUGCUCACUCUGCAACUUAACCAGGUAGUAACUUGUCCUUAAAUCAGUUUAUAUAUUAUAAAGUCAGCUGAGCUAAGUAAUGCUUCGCCGAGGCCAGAGAGUGUUUAUAUUUAUCGGUAUCUUGCUUUCGGCUUUAAAUAUCUUUAUAACUUGGAAAUCAUGUGUGACGUCAUCAGAGUUCUCGAACGCACAACAAUCACAACAAACACACGUCGAUGUAAUUCUCGAACAACUUCAAUUACAACAGAAUGAAUAUAAGGCGGUGCUUCACCUGGCUGAUGACGUCAUCAGUCGGUUAAAACGCGAAGCUGCAACGACAACAACGACGUCACAUACUCGUCUUUCUACGUCAACUGAAACAAUUCCCACAACAACCGAAACACAACGACCGGCCAGUCACAAUCUUGCACAGGAUCCUUACAUACGUAAACUAUUGAACGACGCCCAUGAACUACAGUUAACAUUCAGAGCAAGGUUUGGAUCUCCAAGCAACGAAUCGGAUCCUAAUUAUUAUGUCCAAUGGAUGAUCGACCAACAAAAUGCGUUGAUAAAUAACAUAGAGGAAUUUCGCGACCAAAACUUGGAAGCACGUGGUGAAGCUGCGAGGAAACUGCAGGAUCUUGUGCAGAAACGAAUCAACUACUUACAAAAUCCUAAAGACUGCCGCUCCAAUCGUAAACUGGUUUGCGCAAUCCAUAAGAAAUGUGGGUUUGGUUGUCAACUCCACCACUUAAGCUAUUGUAUGAUGACAGCAUAUGGUACAGGGCGUACUAUGAUAUUGGUAUCAAAGCUGUGGUUAUAUAACCCUGGUGGAUGGGAAGAGAUAUUUGAACCGCUAAGCGCAACUUGCACGCAAACUUUCAAUUUCAAACCUCAAGUGUGGAGAGGUGAGCUCGAAUCAGCGAACGAACUUGAAGUGAUGCUUCCCGCUGUUGAUCAAUUACCAAAAGCUCCAAGGUUUGCUCCUCUUGGCAUCCCGGAGGACCUUGCUGAUGAAUUGGAUCAGUUCCAUGGAAGCCCAGGGGUCUGGUGGGUUGGUCAGUUCAUUAAAUACAUCUUCCGACCUCGGCCGUGGCUUCGUAAGGAAUUGGAUGGUUAUGAAGUGACUGUUGAUUAUUCAACGCCUAUAGUCGGCGUUCAUGUUCGGCGUACAGACAAGAUUGGUAAAGAAGCUUCAUUUCACGCGAUUGAUGAAUACAUGAAACACGUGGAUGAUUGGUUUGAUAGAUACGAUCAACAACGAAACUCACAACAGCAGGAACCAACCCGAAGAAGGGUCUAUCUCGCUACUGACGACCCAACGCUGUUACCAAUAGCUAAAGCAAAGUUCCCACAUUAUACGUUUGUGAGUUUCGUUCAUUUCUCGAGAACCGCAGGUUCGUUGUUUCAUCGUUAUUCAACUGACAGCUUGAGAGGGGUCAUUGCUGAUAUACAUUUGCUAUCAAAAUGCAAUUACCUUGUGUGUACGUUUUCCUCACAGGUUUGUCGCGUUGCUUACGAACUAAUGCAAACCUUACAUCCUGAUGCUUCAAACUACUUCCAUUCGCUUGAUGACGUUUAUUAUUACGGUGGCCAAACCGCUCAUGAACAAACAGCUGUGUUAGAUCAUGACCCAAAACCUGGGAGCCAGGAGAUUGAACUGAGGGUUGGAGAUGUGGUUGGUAUUGCUGGCAAUCACUGGGAUGGAUUUUCUAAAGGGACGAACAGACGCACUAAACAAACAGGGCUAUAUCCUUCAUAUAAAACUAAAGAGAUAUUUCCAUUAGUGAAGUACCCAACCUACCCACAAGCUAACGGUGGCACUUAACAUACAUUUAACUUGCAACAAGCAUAAUGUUGCAAUGAGUUUAAAUUAUCCAGAAUCUGGAUCCAGCGUUGUUAGGUCUGUGAGAGACAUCAGAAUAAUGCUUGAAAUUGCUCUUCUGGUUAAAAUGUAACUAACCAAGUAUCCCAGUAUAGCAGCGGCAGAAUGUAAGAAUAAUUUUAUAAAUUUCAGUUUUUGUGGCAAACUUUUUAUUCAAGCAGUUUCAAUGAAAUGCUGUAACGAGUGAUCACGUCGCACUUCAUAUU
Molecule: messenger RNA, 2148 nt
Organism: Ciona intestinalis (vase tunicate)
Lineage: Eukaryota; Metazoa; Chordata; Ascidiacea; Phlebobranchia; Cionidae
Source: RefSeq, a predicted model, not a curated record